CCACCAAGCCUCCUGCCUGCCUCAUCGAGAACAGGCAAAGAAAAUAUUAAGAACGAGGUCGCCAAUAGGCGAUUGAUCUCCCGAAGCUUUUUUUCUGUGAGACAAUAAAGCAAACACAUAGCAUACAUUAGUGGUGCUACUAAACAAACGUACACUUGACAGAGAAUUCUUCCCAGUUGCUCUUAUUAUCUCGCUCAACUUAACAUGCAAAGCCUAAGAAACUCUGUUUUGAGUUAUGUGAGACUUAGGGUCUCUAUGAAAGAAUGGUUCCAUGCUGAACAUGUGAAUGCACUGAGCAGGCUGAGCCGACAACUGUGCACAUCUACUGCUACCAGCCCUGAUCAUAUAAUGGCUCGAGUGAUUGGGCUGGUUAAAAAAUAUGACAAGAUUGAUGCCACUAAGGUUACUGAAACAGCCGAUUUCCAGAAGGACUUGUGCCUCGACAGCUUGGACAGGGUGGAGCUUGUCAUGGCUUUUGAGGAAGAAUUCUCCAUUGAGAUCCCUGAUGAGAAAGCAGAUAAGCUUAGUUGCUGUGCUGAUGUUGCUAAAUACAUCAUUGCUGGAGCUGAGCAGAAGAUUGUGGAGAAUAUUUGAUUGAGUUAUUUUAUCUUCUUGGAUUCCGUUUGUAGUUUUGGCUUGAGGUCAUAUUCAAGGAUCCUUUUGAAUGCUUUCUUCUAGGAUAUUUAUAAUAUUAAAGUUUUGUGCUUUAAAUU
Messenger RNA from Cornus florida, 713 nucleotides. RefSeq names its product acyl carrier protein 3, mitochondrial. Gene Ontology annotation, biological process: fatty acid biosynthetic process. The record is from RefSeq and is a predicted model, not a curated record. Lineage: Eukaryota; Viridiplantae; Streptophyta; Magnoliopsida; Cornales; Cornaceae. Bases 205 to 594 code for a protein of 129 amino acids. Gene Ontology annotation, molecular function: acyl binding; acyl carrier activity. Gene Ontology annotation, cellular component: mitochondrion. The transcript is spliced from 4 exons.